Molecule: messenger RNA, 1878 nt
Organism: Strongylocentrotus purpuratus (purple sea urchin)
Lineage: Eukaryota; Metazoa; Echinodermata; Echinoidea; Camarodonta; Strongylocentrotidae
Gene: ate1
Product: arginyl-tRNA--protein transferase 1
Exons: 9
Coding region: 153-1691 (512 amino acids)
Biological process (GO): protein arginylation
Cellular component (GO): cytoplasm
Molecular function (GO): arginyl-tRNA--protein transferase activity
Source: RefSeq, a predicted model, not a curated record
GAUUUCCCAUACGAAAAUGACGAGUAGGUUCAGCCGAAAUCCUAGAUUGCGGAACUAAAUGUCACGUAAAUAAAUAGAGGAAAGCUAUAUAAUUGUAGCCUCUGUUGGUGUAAAUAUUGCCGUUUUUAGAAAGAGAAGUUAAGGAAGCAGCGAUGCAACACUCAAUUGUUGAAUACCUAUCGGAACAUGAGGGCUACAGAUGUGGAUACUGCGGAUCGGAGGACUCGAACUUCUCCCACGGAAUGUGGGCUCACAACCUCACAUGUCAGGACUAUAAUGAUCUCAUUGAUAGAGGGUGGAGAAGGAGUGGUAAAUAUGUGUACAAGCCGACUAUGGAUAAGAUGUGCUGCCCUCAGUAUACCAUCAGAUGCCACGCCCCAUCCUUGAAGUUGACGAAAUCCCAGAAGAAAGUCCUCAAAAGGGCGACUAAAUUCUUCACCACUGGAGAAAAACCCGGAGGAGAGGGAGGGGUACGGCAAGAUGGAGAGGACGCGCCUGGAGGGGCGCAUCCAAUGCCUCAUGUUCCAGACCAUCAUCCUCAGAUGUCGGUAGAUGACAUGGCAAACGUGCAAGAUGGAGGAACCAUCCAAGGGUCGGAUAGCAAGACUGAAGAGGUCAAAGGUCAGACAGAGGCCAGGGUUCCAUCACAGCAUGGAGAGAUAACAGGAGAAGGGGCAGGAGUGACUGAAGAUGGCCAGGCAGCGGUCUCAACAGAGAAACAGAAAAAGAUCCCUAAACCAGGCUUAGGUCCAGACCCAACCAAACCACCAUGCAAGAAAUCCAAGCUGAGAAAGUUAGAAAAACAUCAAGAGAGGCUGAAGCAGAAGACUUACGCAGAUAGUUCUGACCCUAAGGCUGGAUCAAGCAGCGCUUCCAAGGUUGAGAACAGUGCCAAGUCAUUGGAAGAGUUCAUAGUAGAUGCAGUACCUGGCCAGGAUCUCAAACACCGGCUUGAGAUCAAAUUGAUUCGCACAAACCCACCCAGUCAAGAAUACUUAGAGACAGAGGAGGAAAGCCACAAAGUUUAUGAGAAAUAUCAGACUUUUGUUCAUAAUGAUCCCCUCGAUGAAUGUGCCCUCCUCGAAUACAAACGAUUCUUAGUAGAUUCACCUCUUGUAGAACAGUACUCAGACGACAGCCCUGAAUGCGGCUACGGAUCAUUCCAUCAACACUAUGUCCUUGAUGGUAAGAUCAUUGCAGUCGGCGUCAUGGAUAUACUACCGACGUGCAUAUCAUCGGUCUACUUCUACUACGAUCCUGAAUAUAGAUUCCUCACAUUGGGGACCUUCUCAGCACUAAGGGAAUUAGCGUUCACAAGAUUACUAAAUGUGACUGCGCCUGCUUUAGAGUACUACUAUAUGGGCUUCUAUGUGCAUUCAUGUCGGAAAAUGAGAUACAAGGGUCAAUUCUACCCUUCCUCUUUACUCUGCCCCGAGGCUUACAUCUUUCAUCCCAUAGAAGAUUGUUUACCCAAGCUUGAUGUUAACAAGUACUCGCGCUUCGCCUCAGAUGAUGAAGCUGAUGCAAUAGUGAACCUUGAUGAGGUCCUCGUCCUACACAAGCACAUCGCCAUGCCUUACGUUGUCUACAAGCAACAGCCCCAUCUAGAGACAAAUGAAGAAAAUGUGCGAGAAUACGCUCAGAUGGCUGGCAAGGAGUGUGUAGGUCGGAUGCUGCUCUACAGAAGCUAAACCAGUACAGUUCUCACAUCAUAUCACAUUAUAUAUAUGCAAAGCUUGUAUGCUCAGAAGAUUGUCGCCCUUAUUCUUUUAUAUUUUUUAUUUAUUUAUUUAUUUUGUUUUAUUUCAACAGUAGUUCAAAUACUGUUAUACUUGGGGCCCUGCAUAACAUAAAAAUAGAUAUACAGAUAAACAUAUA